AUGUCAUCGAACGACGAACCGGUUGUCGCCCCUGCUCCUGUGGAGGUAGAUGAAAAUGAGCCCCCGUCUACCCCGGUAGAGGUGAGUGUCGUCUCCGGUGGUGAAGAUUUGGUUAAGCCCAGUCCCGAAGUGUCCAAGGAGAACCCCCCAGCCUCUCUGGGCAAGGCUAGCCCUAGUACACCUGGUACCGCGAAGCGUUCUGCAUCUGGAACAGCUACCACUAAACGGCCCACCUCAUCCUCUGCAUCGAAAACCACGACGGGGACCGCCCGCCCGACCACCACCACCAGCACCCUGAACAAACCUCCCACUCGUCCCACGAACACGACAGCCACCCGUAAGCCACUGAGCACCUCGACAGUCUCAUCUCACCGGUCUCGCAUGUCAGUCAGCAGCUCCGCAGAUGAGAAGCCUCGGUCUGUGGCGAGCUCGGGUGAUGAGAGGCGGGGAAUCUCUGGCACCGCGAAGCGCAUGUCUAUGGCCAGUACCACCUCCACCCGCGCUCCUCUCAAACCCACCUCGUCUUCUAUCGAUCGUAGAUCGAGUGUUGCUGGUACCACCGCUGAGAGGAAGCCCACCACUACAACUGCGCGUACGGCAACCUCGACGAGCAAACCCGUGGGGAGGCUGACUUCAUCAACGACACCUGCAAGCCGGACAGCCACUUCCACCUCCACCACUAGACCUGCUACUGCUCGGCCAACUUCGACUGCGAGCACCGUAAGAUCUGCCACUGCAGCUGACCCCAAGAGGCGAUUGAGUACGGUUCCUGGAUCAGCUGCCCGAGCUGGUGAUUCCGACAAGCUGCACGCCCUGCAGACUAAGCUCACGGAGAGCGAGGAGACCGUGGCUAGCCUGAAGACUGAGUUGGAGAGUGUCAAUGAGAAGCUUAGCCAGCUUUCUGUCUCGGCCGAAGAGCCCCUGGGUGAUGCUGGUGCCACCGAAGCCAUUCGGGCGGAGCACACCGCAGAGAUUGAGAAGUUGGCGUCAGCCCAUGCAGAGGAGCUCCAGGCCCUGCAAGAGCGACUAAUCGAAGCAGAGUCCGAACGGAAAGAGCUCGAGGAGAGCUCGCAAAAGGAACUAGAGGAAGCUAGACAAUCCGCUGCCGCGCAAGGGGAUGACAAGACAGUUGCCCUUCUUGACGAGCUCAAGUCAUCACACCAAACGCAACUUGAGGCCAUCCAAAAUGAGUUGGCAGAGCACAAGUCUGCAGCCGCUCACUUUGAGGAGCAGAUUGGGGCUCUGAAGAAGGAACUUGAGUUCCAGAAGCUUGCCCUGGAAGAAGAGAAAGCCCUGAACCUCGACCAUUUCAACAGAGAGCUUAAGGGCCGUGAACAGGUCAUGGAGACCCUUAACAUGGAGAUUGUCAAGCUGAAUACACUCAAGGAGCAGGAGGUUCGUGCUGCCGAAGAGUCAGCCCAGGAGAGUGUCUCUAGUCUUCAAGAGCAAGUAACCUCCCUCGAGGCGAAGCUUGCUGCGGCCGAGUCUGCUACCCAGGAAAGCUCCGAGAAGAGCACUUCGAUCGCCGAGAAGGAUCAAGAAAUCACAGAGCUUAAGCAGGCCCUUGAGAAAAUUCAAAGCGAACUCCAGGAGGCACGCGAUACCGCGGCCACUGAACUUUCAUCAAAGGUCGAGGAGCUAGAAACAGCCCAUGAGGCUGCUAUCGCAAGCCUCAAGGCUGAACACGAAAUUGCUAUUAGUGAUCUUUCGGCUUCCCACGCAGAGAAGCUCACUGUUGCCAUGGCGGCGGCGGAAUCGAGCGGGACAGAACACACCAGGCAACUCCAGGAACUCCGUGAUGCUCUCGAGGCGUCUAAGGCCACUGCCCAGAAGGGACAAGAGGAUGCUGUUGCUGAGCUUAAGACCAUGCACGAAGCAGAACUCAAGUUGCUGCAAGAAAAGCUGGCGGCUUCUGAGGAUGCCCUCGGCGAAUCCCGUCGUGCAUUGGAUGAGGGUAAUGCUUCUGCACAAGACCUCGCCAUCCAGGAGAUUGAUGCUCUUCGACACAAGUGUGAGUCUCUGGAAUCACAGCUGUCCACUGGCACUGGGAAAAUCAACGCACUACUCGAAGAGAUGCAGAGCAAGCAAGCCGAAGCCGAAGCUAUCUCGCGCACAUUACGGGAUGUCGAAGAUCACUCCAAGCAGGAGAGUGCUCAGAAGGACAACAAGAUGAAGGCACUGGAGCAGAAGGCUGCAGAAGCUGUGUUCCUUCUCGAGAAACACACCAUGGAGGCUGCCGGCGUGUCGGAAAAGCACGCACAGGCUCUGGAAGAGUUGAAGGCCGAACAUGCUGCUCACCUAGCAUCUGAAUUGGAACGAGCGAAGGAGGCAUCGGGCUCCCAUGACAGUGCUCUGAGUGAUCUCCAGACGAAGCACGAUGAGCUGCUUGCCGCAAACAAGGAAUUAGAGUCUAUCCACGCCACCCGGGUUCAGUCGCUUGAGGCUGAAUUGAAGACGGCACUCGAAAGCCACGCUCGUGAGAUUGCUACCCAUACUGAGGGUCGCGAAAAGGAGACCGCCGAACUUCAGACUCAAUUCGAAGAGACCCAGGCGAAGUUGCGAGCCGAGCUUUCCACUUUGCAGAGUUCUAGCAAAGCUGAUGCCCAGCUUCACGAGCAGCAUAUCGCCGAACUGCAGAAGGGCUUCGAAGAGACCAAAGCCCAGCUCCAGGCUGAGAUCGAGGCUGCCCAAUCCUCCAGAGCUGCUGAGCUCGAUGCUGAGCACAGCAAGGCAAUUGCCGAACUGCAGGAGGGAUUUGAAGAGACUAAAGUAAAGCUACAGGCCGAGAUUGAAGCUAUUCAAGCCUCCAAGGCAGCUGAGAUCGAUGCCGAGCACGGAAAGGCAAUCGAGCAGCUCUUAACCAUGCAUGAGGCCAAGCUGUCCGGCCUUAGAGAAGAGCUCGAAACUUCCAAUAAGACCAAGAUUGACGAUCUCCAGAAGGCCCACGAUGCAGCACUGGCCAGUGUUAACGAGCAGCUAUCUCAGGCCAAGGCCGCUGCCCAAGACACCUCCGCUUCGGAUGACUUGAAGGCCACCGUCGCUGAUCUGCAGGCCAAGCUUGCUGACUCUGAAAAGGCCCACCUUGCGGUCCAGGAAUCUGCCACCACUGCUUCCAGGGAAAUCGAGGAUCGUUACUCCGCCGAGCUCGCCAAGAUCCAGGCUGAACAUGCUGCACUUGGAAAGAAGUACGAAGCCGCCGUCGCCCAGGUGAGUGAACUCGAGAAGCUUGCCAAGGACUCGGACAGCCAUAAGUCGCACCUCGAGUCGAUCAUGAAGCAGCUCUCUGAGUCUCGCGAUCAGCUCCUCAAGGUCAAGGCCGAUAACGCCGCCAUCUCCGACUCGCUCGUUGAUUGCAAGAACCAAAACAAGACCUUGUCCGAGAAGCUUGAAGCUGGCGAACGUGACCUGAAUGACCAGAUCGACAAGAACAUGGGUCUUCUUAACCAGCUUGGCGAUGUUGAUUCUGCCAUCUCCGCCAGCCGGCGACGGGUUCGCGAACUUGAAACUGAGCUCGCAGUUCUGAAGGCUGACAGUGGCGAGAAGAGCAGCUCUUCGGGCUUAGAGGCUAGCCGGUGGGCAACAGCUGAUGAGGGGAGCGAGAAUGCUGAAGAUGGGGGUCCAGCCACAACGGAAGGUGAGGACCUAGGCCCAUCCAUUGAGGGAACGGUGGGAGAUCCCCGAUUGAAGAAGUCUUCCUACUCAUCAGAUCUUCCCGCAUUCCACCCAUUCACAUGA
Penicillium griseofulvum is the source of this 3735-nucleotide messenger RNA. Its product is annotated as M protein repeat protein. The coding region runs from base 1 to 3735 and encodes 1244 amino acids. NCBI's taxonomy places the organism in Eukaryota, Fungi, Ascomycota, Eurotiomycetes, Eurotiales, Aspergillaceae. The record is from RefSeq and is a predicted model, not a curated record. The transcript has a single exon.